Malus domestica (apple) is the source of this 1695-nucleotide messenger RNA. The record is from RefSeq and is a predicted model, not a curated record. Lineage: Eukaryota; Viridiplantae; Streptophyta; Magnoliopsida; Rosales; Rosaceae.
CACUCCGUGAUUAUUCUGUUCAUCUUCUUCAUCUGAUCAGAGCCAGAGAGAGAGACAGAGAAAGCGCGCGUUUUAGAGAGAGAGAGAGAGAGAUGGCAACGGACGUGGCGGUGCUGCAACACGGAACGGUAGGGAAGAGCCUGGGCAAUGGAGGAGCGUGCUGCAAAAGUGGGCCCGGGUACGCCACCCCGCUCGACGCCAUGGCUGGUCCGAGAGAGGCUCUCAUCUAUGUAACUGCCGUUUACUCAGGAACGGGAAUAGAGAAGCCGGAUUACCUUGCCACGGUUGAUGUCGAUCCAAGUUCGCCUACUUAUUCCAAAGUAAUCCACAGGCUGCCCGUGCCGCAUUUAGGUGAUGAACUGCAUCACACUGGCUGGAACUCGUGCAGCUCUUGCCAUGGAGAUCCAUCUGCAGAACGGCGUUUCCUUGUACUACCUGCAUUAAUAUCUGGUCGUAUAUAUGUGAUAGACACAAAAACAAACCCGAAGGCUCCCUCUUUGCAUAAAGUUGUUGACCCUGCAGAUAUUGUUCAGAAGACUGGAUUGGCAUAUCCACACACAUCCCAUUGCCUUGCUUCGGGCGAUCUACUGGUUUCUUGCCUAGGAGAUAAAGAUGGCAAUGCUGUAGGAAAUGGAUUUCUUCUCCUUGACUCUGAGUUUAAUGUGAAGGGCAGGUGGGAGAAACCAGGGCACAGUCCACUUUUUGGCUAUGAUUUCUGGUACCAGCCGCGACACAAGACAAUGAUAAGCACAUCAUGGGGUGCCCCUGCUGCUUUCACUAAAGGUUUCAACCCUCAGCAUGUCUCGGAUGGACUGUAUGGGAGGCAUCUUCAUGUAUACAGCUGGCCAGAAGGUGAAUUGAAACAAACAUUGGAUCUUGGAAAUACAGGACUCUUACCCUUGGAGAUAAGGUUCCUGCAUGAUCCUUCUAAGGACACUGGAUUUGUUGGGUGUGCCUUGACAAGUAACAUGGUGCGAUUCUUCAAGACAGAUGAUGGUUCGUGGAGCCAUGAGGUUGCAAUAUCAGUGAAACCAUUGAAGGUGCAGAACUGGAUUCUUCCGGAGAUGCCUGGGCUUAUAACUGAUUUUCUGAUCUCACUUGAUGAUCGUUUUCUAUACUUUGUGAACUGGCUUCAUGGAGAUGUGAGACAGUAUAACAUUGAGGACCCCAAAAAUCCUAAGCUGACGGGCCAAAUAUGGGUUGGGGGGCUAAUCCAAAAGGGAUGCCCAGUUGUUGCUGAGGCUGAAGAUGGUACAACAAAGCAGUUUGACGUCCCAGAGAUCCAGGGGAAAAAGUUGAGAGGUGGACCUCAGAUGAUCCAGUUAAGUUUGGAUGGGAAGCGGCUUUAUGUCACCAACUCCCUUUUCAGUACAUGGGAUCGCCAAUUUUACCCCGACCUUCUGGAGAAAGGAUCUCACAUGCUACAGCUUGAUGUUGACACUGAGAAGGGUGGUCUUGCAUUAAACCCGAACUUUUUCGUCGACUUUGGAGCUGAACCGGAUGGUCCUUCCCUAGCCCAUGAAAUGAGAUAUCCUGGUGGUGACUGCACUUCAGAUAUUUGGGUUUAAUCAUUAAAGUUUCUCUUUGCAAUUGCUGUCUAAUUUUAUCCAUCUGGUACUGAAAAUAAUGUAGUAUGAACUUAUCUUUUAAAAUAAAUAAAAUAAAACCAUCCGGUGUGUGAAUUAUGACAUCAUA